GUGGUUGAAGAGGAGAAGGAUGACUUGAAAAUGUCAUCAGAUGCGAUAGGAAAGAUUAUAUCCAACCCACAACAGGUAGUCAUUAACAUCAAGAAGGACGACCUGGAAAUGAUUAUGAAUGAGCUUGAGUUGCCCAAGAGUGUAGUGGAAAAGAAAUUGAUCGAAGUGAAUGGUGAUCCGAUAGCCGCUAUCAAAAGCUUCAUGGGGUUCGAUACCUCGUAG
Haemonchus placei is the source of this 222-nucleotide messenger RNA. The record is from the annotation of a GenBank genome assembly. NCBI's taxonomy places the organism in Eukaryota, Metazoa, Nematoda, Chromadorea, Rhabditida, Trichostrongylidae.